Molecule: messenger RNA, 1125 nt
Organism: Megalops cyprinoides (Indo-Pacific tarpon)
Lineage: Eukaryota; Metazoa; Chordata; Actinopteri; Elopiformes; Megalopidae
Exons: 8
Coding region: 1-1125 (374 amino acids)
Source: RefSeq, a predicted model, not a curated record
AUGAAUUCAACAAAACGCUCAAGGGGAAGCAGCAAGAAGACUGCCAAUAAAACAAAAGUAAAGAGCAAUGUGUCUACUGUAUCACGCUUGGAGAACUCGACUACCUGUGCUGAACUCAGCAGCCCCGGGAGAAAAGCGCUCAACACUAUCCCUACUGGCAACCAGCUGCCUCGGACUCCGGUGAAGAGAAACUCACUCACAACUGCUUACGCACUCGAAACACAGCGACACGAUAAACAUCCAGUCAGCUCUUCAGGAAACGAUGCAGACGAAAAUCCUUCAGCGGUCAGGGGUAACAUAGCGAAGGACAGGUUAAGUACACCUGAAGUGCCAGGACAGCAGCAACGCGAUGAAGGUGUUCAGAGGAAGCUCGCCCGAAGAAACAGCACCAUCUCCGCUGCAGCACAGCUGGAGAAUGCAGAUCCAGACCACUUCAUUAGGGGAAUGCAGGGAUACCAGUGGACAGCAGCAGACCUGGAAUUUGUGGAACGCACAAAGAUGGAGAGAGAAAUCCAGCAGCUAAAGAGCGAGUUGAAAACCCUGCAAAGGCAGCGAAAAGAUGAGCAACAGAAGAGGGAUUUGUCACUGGCUAAUAGAGAGAAGGUGCAGGCUGACCUCACAGAGAUGGAUGCGUUUGAUCUGACGAUGCGGCUGGCCAGAGACUUCCUGUGUCAGAAACUAGGCAUGGCUGACGUCACACUCCUGGACCCCAAAUCCCUCAUGGCACAGAUUAGAGUGGCGGAUGUGCAGCACGCCAUGCAGAAGGAGACGGCUAAAGUCGCAACACUGAAAAAUUUGGUGAAAAGAGCACAGCAUCUUAGUAAGCAAGAGGAAGAGCAAAGCCAAGAGAACAAAAGACAGAAACAGAAGAUUCGUCAAAAACAGGCAAAGGUGGAUAGAUUGAAGAAUGAACUGUCAGAUCUGAAGGCAAAGUUGUCAGAAGCAGAGGACACUCUGCAAGCCACACAGAGGCAGUUGGAGGCCAUAACGGACCCAAAGCCCACAGAGGAUGAGGGUGAGAUAGACAUGGCUAAAGUCUUGAGGCGAUCGAAGAGAAUUGCGAAGCGGAAGGAGAACUUCCUCGAGAGGGAGGCCAUUUUGAAGAAAAUACGUUCCAUGAAGUGA